UAUUCACUCAAACACAACUAUCACUAAUACGUAUUAUCGGGUAGUGUACAGUUCGCAAAUAAUUUUUGCAGAACGAUACAACCUUAUGUUGUAUUGAUUGAUCUAUAUUGUAUACUUAUAAUAAAACAAUUUGAAUUUGUACAACACGAAUGUGCUUAAAAUAGUGAUAGAUAAAAUUGAAUGCGUGCCGGACGAUGGGAUGUUUUGUUGCGAAACAAAUCUGAAAAAUUGUCAGAAUUUAAAAAAUAACUGACAAUAACCACUUUAUCUGAGUGGUGUAAAAUUUUCAUCUUUAAACAACACAAGAAAACGAAUCAGGUACCAUGGCGAACUUGACACAAGCAAAAUUGAAUCAUUUCAUGUCUGAAACACAAGAUCAAUUAUUAAAAUUAUUUGAAAAAGAAUUAGUUUUUGACGAAGUGGUCGACUCGUGGCCGUUUAUGAGUACACCAUGGCCAGUACUCUCGAUAUUAUCGGUGUACUUAUUGUUUGUAUUAAAAUUCGGUCCAAAUAUGAUGGAAAAUCGGAAACCGUUUAACAUAAAAUAUAUAAUGCUUUUGUAUAAUGCUAUACAAACGCUUUAUAAUGGUUGGCUUGUAGCCUGGUUUUUUAUCACGCCUGGAGCAGUUGACUACCAUAUGAAUCAUUUAUGCCAUCCACUCCCUCGAAAUCUCAAUCAGUUUCUUAUACACGAGUUAAACAAAGGUUCGUGGUACUUUUUCCUAUCCAAAGUAAUUGAUUUAUUAGAUACAGUGUUUUUCGUCUUGAGGAAAAAACAAUCGCAAGUAUCUUUCUUACAUGUUUAUCAUCAUGUAAAUAUGGUAAUCACAUGUUGGGCUUAUCUACGAUUCAUAAAAGGAGAACAACUGAUAUUUGGUGGAAUCAUAAACUCAUUUAUUCAUACAGUUAUGUACAGCUACUACUUUUUGUCAGCUUUGGGUCCACAUAUGCAAAAAUACUUGUGGUGGAAAAAAUACUUGACUCGUAUGCAAAUCAUUCAAUUCCUAUCAAUAAUGGCAUAUAAUGCUGGCCUGUACACAUUUAACUGCAAUUUUCCGAGAUUGUUUAUGCUAUACGUGAUAGCUGAUGUCUCGCUAUUUUUGUAUUUGUUCUUAAUGUUCUAUAAAAGAACGUACGAACAAAACCGCAAAGCAAAAUUACACUCAAAUUAAACAAACAAGAAAAAUGCCUACCUUUUCAUGAUUUUCAUUGUUCGCGUUAAUGUAAUAAUUUUCUAUAUUUUUUUUUUAUACUAUUAAUAUCAUUACAAUUGUUUUGUUUUUCUUAGAAUAAGUAUAAUAAAAAAAGUGUUUUAUACAUUA
Molecule: messenger RNA, 1322 nt
Organism: Aphis gossypii (cotton aphid)
Lineage: Eukaryota; Metazoa; Arthropoda; Insecta; Hemiptera; Aphididae
Product: elongation of very long chain fatty acids protein 4-like
Exons: 8
Coding region: 324-1172 (282 amino acids)
Biological process (GO): fatty acid elongation, saturated fatty acid; fatty acid elongation, monounsaturated fatty acid; very long-chain fatty acid biosynthetic process
Cellular component (GO): endoplasmic reticulum membrane
Molecular function (GO): fatty acid elongase activity
Source: RefSeq, a predicted model, not a curated record